AAAAGUUUUAUCUUUGCCAGACUCGAAAUGGCUGGUGGGAAAUAUCAAGAAUCCUCCUCUUCACGGUUUUCUAAUUGUAAACAUCAAGUGUUCUUGAGUUUUAGAGGUGAAGACACCCGCAGGAAAUUUACCGAUCACCUCUACACGGCCCUAGUCCAAGCAGGGAUUCACACAUUUAGAGAUGAUGAUGAGAUUCAGAGAGGACAUAAUAUAGAGUUGGAGAUCCAGAAAGCAAUACAACAAUCAAAAAUAUCGAUAAUCGUGUUCUCCAUAGACUAUGCUCGGUCGAGAUGGUGCCUCGAUGAACUUGUUAUGAUCAUGGAACGUAAGAGGACUACUAACUCCAUAGUUUUGCCGGUAUUCUAUGAUGUGGAUCCAUCCCAAGUCAGAAAUCAAACUGGGAGCUUCGCUGCAGCAUUUGUGGAACACGAAAAGCGCUUCAAGGAGGAGAUGGAGCGGGUGAAUGGGUGGAGGAUUGCUUUGAAGGAAGUUGCAGAUUUGGGAGGAAUGGUUUUAGGAGAUGGGUAUGAGGCACAGUUUGUCCAAUCUAUUGUGGAGAACGUCUCAAAGACUUUGGAUCGAAAAAUAUUUCAUUUGCCUUUACAUUUCAUUGGUAGAGAUUCUGUAAUACAAUAUAUCAACUCAUGGCUGCAAGAUAGGUCCCAUAGUGCUGCCAUUGCUUUACUCUAUGGAAUUGGUGGAGUUGGAAAGACUGCCAUAGCCAAGAAUGUUUAUAACCAGAACUUUUAUAAAUUUGAAGGAAAGAGCUUUCUUUCAAAUUUUAGAGAAAGGUCAAAGGAAUUCAAGGGUUUAGUUUGCCUACAGAGGCAACUUCUUUCCGACAUCCUAAAAAAAAGUGUUGAUGAGAUAAAUGAUGUUGAUGAAGGAAUCUUGAAGAUUAAGGAUGUAAUAUGUUGUCGAAGAACUCUUAUUGUUCUAGAUGACGUUGAGGAAAGGGACCAAUUCAAUGCAAUCGUUGGCAUGCAAAAUUGGCUUUGUAAAGGAAGUAAAAUCAUUGUAACGACCAGAAAUAAGGGUCUGCUUUCAGCCAAUGAUGAGGGGGUCAAGUGCAAAGUUGAACCUCUAGAUAGCGGAAAAUCACUUGAGCUUUUCAGUUGGCAUGCCUUUGGACAAGCUUACCCUGUUGAAGGUUUUGUAGAGGACUCUUGGAAAAUAGUGAAUCAUUGUAAUGGACUUCCAUUGGCCCUUCGUGUUAUUGGUUCUUCAUUAUCUGGUAAAAGUCGAGAAGUAUGGGAAAGUGCAUUGCAUGAAAUGGAAGUGAUUCCAAAUUGUGAAGUUCAAAAGAUUCUUCGAAUAAGUUACGACUCUCUCGAUGAUGAAUACCAGAAGAACUUAUUCCUUGAUAUUGCUUGUUUCUUCAAUGGAAUGGAUUACAAUUAUGCUGUUAGGAUACUAGAUGGGCUCGGUAUAGGUGCAAGAUUCAGGAUUGACAAUCUCAUCGAUAGAUGUCUUGUAGAAAUUGUUGAAAUCAACAGUGAUAAAAGGUUGUGGAUGCAUCAACUCGUAAGAGAUAUGGGAAGGGAAAUUUCUCGUCAAGAAUCACCCCAGUGUCAAAGAAUAUGGCAUCACAUGGAAGCUUUUACAGUUUUGAAAGAAGCAAGUGAUGCUGAAAAAUUGCGUGGCCUUACCAUUGAUAUGCAUGCAUUAAUGGAAGAUAAUUGUACCAAAGCUAUCUGUGGUGAUUCAAUGGUUCGCCUCAAGCAUAACUUCUUUCAACAUUAUCGUCUUCCUACGUUCCCCUCUCGAGAAUGGCUUUCUGACCUUUUCUUCGGGGAACAAGUACAAAGUGGUCAAGCAAGUUUGUUACCCGUCCUCAGCACGGAUGCUUUGAGAAAGAUGCAAAAUGUAAAAUUUCUCCAACUAAAUUACUUGAAGUUCCAUGGAAGUUAUGAACACUUCCCUAAGAAUUUGGUAUGGUUAUCCUGGCAUGGAUUCUCUUUGAGAUCCAUACCAAACCAAUUAUGCUUGGAGAAGCUUGUGGUUCUUGAUUUAUCCAGAAGCAGUCUAGUUGAUGCUUGGAAAGGAAAAUUGUCUCUUCCAAAAUUAAAAAUACUUGAUCUGCGUCACUCACAUGGCCUCAUUAGAACCCCAGAUUUGUCAGGUCUGCCAAGACUUGAAAAUCUAAUACUUGAAGACUGCAUCCAUUUGGCUCAGAUUCAUGAUUCUAUUGGAGAUUUACAUUGUCUCAUGAUGUUAAAUCUGAAGAAUUGUAAGAGUCUCGUGGAGCUUCCAGAAGAAGUGAGUAGAUUGAAUUCACUUCAAGAGCUUUAUUUAAAUGGUUGCUCAAAUCUUGACAGCCUGAAUAUGGAAUUAGAGCAUCAUCAGGGACACAGGUUGCUUCAAAGUGAUGGAUUUGUUGCUAACAUCGUUUUGAUGGUACAGGUAACAGUUUUUAAGGGCGUAUUCAACGUUGUCGUAUCUGAUGAAGAUGGGAUGUUUAAGUUUUAUGAGGAGGAAGAAGAGGAGUGGAUCAUUCAGAAAGAGUUUGUGGGCUGCCUGUCAUUCCAAAUAGCCUCACCUGCUGCGCACCGGAUAUAUGGUUUUAAUCUAUUCACAAGGUUUUGUACCACGUCAGAAACCCUUCUCUGUGGUUCUGUUUAUCUCGAAAUCAGAAACAAUACCGGUGGUCGAUCCUUGUUUUGUCCCGCCUCUUUCUUUCCUAGUGGCUACAAGCACGGGAAUGCUGUACUCCAAUCGCUAAGCCACUGGAAAUUAGGGGGCGAUGAUCCUACAUUUGAUAAUGGUGAUGACGUGAGUAUUUCAGUGGUUCCACUUGAUCCAACUAUUCAAAUAAUGAUGGUUGGUGUCCUAUGGUUGCAUGAAGAGGAAGGAAAUGGUGAUGAUGAUGAUAUCCAAUCAAAGAAUAAAGUUAUCACAUCCCAAAGUAGUAGCUCAUCAUACAGGGAAGUUAUCACAACCCACAACAGUAGCGAUGAUGAUGAUGAUGAUGAUGUACAUCUAGCCAAUGUAGAAACAGCUUCUCAUAUUUUUAGGAAUUAUUCCUGUGCUGCGCGUUAUAAUCCUGGCAACUUGGAAGUAUGUUCGUGGUUAUUUGAAAAGAAAGGGAUAUUGGAAGAAAAAGGGAGGCAUCUUUGUUUAGCCUCUUGCAUGGUUGGUGGCGCUGUAAGAGAGAGGGGUUGAUUCUUUCGAAUUGCGGAGGAGAUCAGCGAGCAACAGAUUAUCUCGUGACACAUUUGUCUUCACUCAGGUCUGUCUUAUUGUUUUUACAUUUCAACUUAUUUUCUUCGAUGUGAUUGUUUGAAGAUUCUUUCAAGGCUUUUUUAGGCUUAUUAUAUAAUGAGAUAUUCUUUUGGAUGAGAUUAUAUGAGAUUAAUACAUUUGCCAUGGCACGAAAUUGUUUAUUUUCAGCAUUUUUGUGUUUGCU
Populus nigra (black poplar) is the source of this 3406-nucleotide messenger RNA. RefSeq names its product disease resistance protein RPV1-like. Bases 28 to 3162 code for a protein of 1044 amino acids. Gene Ontology annotation, molecular function: ADP binding. The record is from RefSeq and is a predicted model, not a curated record. The transcript has 6 exons. Gene Ontology annotation, biological process: signal transduction; defense response. Lineage: Eukaryota; Viridiplantae; Streptophyta; Magnoliopsida; Malpighiales; Salicaceae.